CGAGCACUGGACAGAAAUGAGCGAGCGCAGGGCACGGGACACAGAGUAAUACAUGUAGUAUUAUUGCAGGACAGACAGAGCAAUGGUUCACAUGAUGGACACCAGACAGUGCAAGAGCAAAAACACAGCCAGUACCAUAGUGACAACUUGAUGGAGAGAGGCAAAAGGCAACUCCGAAGCGACAGUUGCUUUACCCCAGCCAUUAAUCUCUUAUACUGUCGUGUUCGGGAUCAGCGAACACCACAUAGGUCACAUCUUCUACAACUAGUUUAGUUUGCAGUCUCCUCAACUUACAGAAAGGUGCACAGUUUCAUGUGAGGACUUUCAAUGCGCAAAAGCCUAGUUUGAGGUGGAGAUAGAAGAGUUUAGUCUCCUCAACUUGCAGAAAGGUGCACAAUUUCAUGCGAGUACUUUCAAGAAGCAAAGGCCGAGUUUGUGGGUGCAGAUAGAAGAGGAGAAAAUUAAUAUCAUGGCGUUGGCAGUGGCCUUGCCAGCACUUGUCCUUCUUUCCACUGUAAGCGUCGCUUUAGGUUCGAGUAACUAUUUUUCUGAUCCAGCACCAUCGACAUUGAGGUCAGGAGAACGGUGGCCGGAUGUUGACGAGAUCGUAGCAUGGCCAAUUCGAGACAGAAUUGGACGCACUUCGCCUCGCUACACUGCCGAGCUCGUGUCGAAUCGGAACAGCCGUGUACGUUUUGCCUGCUCCACGUGUCGAGUGAUGUCAUCAAGAUGCGAUGCGCUACUGAACACACUGGAAGAUAGUGUGUACUAUCGUUGGAGAACAAGCAGGGCUGUUGAGGUGCGAGCAGCAUGGACUGAGCAGGAAAUUCCUGGUCGGAAUCAAUCUCUGAGAUAUGAAGGAAGAAGUUUAAGUCUUCGCCUAAGGAGUGGGUCAAGCUAUGAUCACACCAUACUGGCUGGUUUGUGUAUCAAGGCUGGGUUUGACUGGGUGAAGAACUAUGGUAAUUGGGUGCAAGUCAGCUCCAUCCCCACCACAUGUAAUACGUCUUUGGAUCUUGCAUUUGCCUUGGAUGCAUCCGGCAGUGUUGGUGAAUACAAUUUUGAGACGCAGCUGACUUUCAUCAAGAAUAUGAUCGACUUCUUUGAUGUUUCCCUGGCCGAUACUCGUGUCUCACUUGUUAGAUUUGCUUCCUAUGUACACCGCCAGUUCUCGUUCACUGCCUACACUAGCCGUAGCUCUCUGCGCUGGGCUGUGAACCGUGUGGGCUACACAGGUGGAUAUACUGCUAUUGGGCCAGCGUUGCAGGUUGCUCACACGCAGAUGUUUGUGAAAAGCAACGGUGUGCGACCUUUGUCGGAAGGUGUACCGCGUGUGCUAAUUCUGAUGACGGACGGUCGAGCCAAUGUUGGCGUGCGACCAGGUAUACCCGCCGAGGCAUUGAAGAGAAGCGGCAUCAACAUCUUUGUGAUUGGAGUUGGUAGUCGAUUGAAUAUAAGUGAGCUGCAGAACAUUUCAUCGCGACCACUCUCUGAUCAUCUCUAUCAACUUGAGAGGUUUGAUGACUAUGCAGCGCUAGUCAACAGAAUGAGAUCCGUAUCAUGUGAUGAACCCGCUGAUGUGCCGCCGGGUCAAAAUACCACCACUGAGGUGCCUGAAGAUGGUUACAAGUACUUCCAAGCCAAGUGUGCUGGCUUGUCUGGCAGUGUGGUUGUUACCAUACACAAUAUUGUUGGGAACACGCACGUCUUUGCCUCCACAACGAUCAAGAAUCCCAACCCCUGGUAUGAUCCAAGGGUGGUUGCACGUGAUACCACCACAGGGAGGAUCAAGUCUGUUCUUGUCAAGCUACCAAAUAGUGGCGAUGAGACGGUAUAUAUAGCCAUCAAGGGUACAGACAAGAUCAACCGGUUCACUAUAUUCAUCACUGAUGACCUAUUCGGUUCUGAUGAAUUUCAAGUGUCCUUUGAUGAAGAGGAGGACGCAGGGACAGUGGUCACUACGCUGCCCGCUAUGGCCAGGAAAGGAUUCAAUGUUCAGUACAGCCUGCCACUGGGAUCACAGGACUUUGCCAUAAACAGUGUCACCGGUGCCAUAUCCACACUGCGACCAUUUGACAGGGAGCGUGAGACUAGUGUCAGCACAGUGGUCAUGGCUACGGAUCCCAAGCUGGCAUGUUACAGUGGACGCACAACGCUGAUCGUGAACAUUCUGGAUAUCAAUGACAAUGCGCCGGUGUUUGAGCCGUCCGAGUACUCGAUCACCAUUGAUGACAUCACUCCUGUUGGAUAUGCUUUUCUGACGGUCACGGCUUCUGAUUCGGAUAUCGGCAGAAAUAGUCAGUUGUCUUACACUCUCACCGGGCCAGGUGCCAACGACUUCAGCAUCGAUAAUGAUGGAAUAAUCACUGUCGCAUCUAACCAAUUAUCAGUCGAUCGCAUCGCUGUCUACCAGCUGAUAGCUGUUGCUACGGACAAUGGCAGGUCCACGCUCAGCGGAGAGGCUAGUGUCAGGAUUGCUCUAAGAAGAACCAAUCAAGCACCUGAAUUUCUCAUGCAAUGCGCUCGCCAAAACAGACUCUGCCGAUUUGUGACGGAAGAGAAUCGCAAUGUGCAGCUGAACCUGACCGCCAGUGAUCCGGACGCGGGCAGAAACGGAGAAUUGUCCUACAGCCUGAAAGCUGGCAGCUCACCUGCUCUGUUCCAAGUAAGCAGUGAUGGCAUUGUCACCAAUACUGGAACGUUGGACUAUGAAGAGCUAGAUGAGCACGAGUUUGUACUGACAGUGUCAGAUGGAGGAACGCCAUCCCUAUCUUCAGAGGUGAAAGUCAUUGUGACAAUUGAGAAUGUCAAUGAGUUCAAUCCCAGAGUGGCACCGUGCAGUGGGUCCGUAUUAGAGAAUGCCGCACCACAGCAGCGCAACAUACUCACUGUCAUGGCCGAGGAUCCUGAUCCCUUUGGAGGCCUAGUGUACCGGCUACUGGACUCUGCAGACCUCUUCACACUGGACAGAAGAAACGGAAAACUAUCAGCCACAGUUGCGUUUGACCGUGAAACCUUGGACAAUUACGAGGUUGGAGUGAUUGUGAGUGAUUCCGGAACGCCACAACUCAGCACCACUGUGCGUUGUUCCAUUACAGUGCUGGAUGAGAAUGAUAACGUACCUCAAAUACUGGACAGUCCUUUUGAAAUAGACGUGAACGAGUCCAUCAUUGUUGGAUCGGUGUUGCUCCAAGUGUCGGCAACGGAUGCUGAUCUGGGAAGAAACGCUCUUCUGGAGUACCGCCUGGAGGAUGCCUCUCAGAUGAAUCUCUUCCGAAUCAACGCAACUACAGGCGUUGUCACAACCAUCGCUCCUUUGAAUCGAGAGCUGGAAAACCGACACAAUCUGGAAAUCAUCGUGGAGGACAAUGGCGUUUCGUCUCUGUCAAACAAGACGAGUCUUACGGUGAAUGUUCUUGAUGUCAAUGACAACAACUGUGUAUUUCCAUCAGGUCCGUUCAUCGCAUCAGUACCAGAGCGCUCCCUAGGUGGUAUUUUCCUGGUCAACGUACUUGCGGUUGACAUUGACUUAGGGGCCAAUGCCGAAGUGCGCUACCGCAUUCUAGACCGGGGUCUUAUAGCAACAAUAUUCGGUAUUAAUGAGACCUCGGGUGUUGUCAGUACAAUCGGCAGAGUUCCAUCCCUUGAGCCGGAAGGUGCUGGUCCAGAUUUCGGCAUGGGUGGCUUUUCAGUGUACACAAUCAACAUUGAAGGCUUUGACCAAGGCAAUCCAUCGCUGACAUGUCAGACAACUCUUGACGUUCACAUCACCGAUGUACCCGAGAGUGGCAUCAUGGUCAAUCAAACAUUGCAAGAAGUAACCGUUGCCGAGAACUCACCCAUCGGGACGCCAAUAGCCGAGUUUGUACCAACUGCAGCCAGAGAAUUUGUCCGCCCGCUGGUAUACACCAUAAUUGGAGGGAAUCAGCAUCGAUUCUUUGCUGUGAACUCCUCAACUGGUGUUGUGUUCGUUGCCGGCAACCUGGACAGAGAAUCAAACUUAGGGAAUGAUUUUCAACUCAUCAUCACCAUUCGCGACUCGUCAACUCCGCAACCUCUAACGCUGACAGUCACCCUAUUCGUUAUCAUCGGGGAUGUUAAUGACAACGUCCCGGUGUUCACACAAUCGGAAUACUUUGGAAGCCUGGUGGAAAACGAAGCAGCCGGCCAAAACGUGGCAACGGUCGAGGCGGACGAUUUAGAUGCCGGACGGAAUGGUGCUAUCACCUAUGCAGUUCUGAAGGGUGACGGAGCAGAUGUGUUCUAUGUUGACAACAGAACGGGCAUUGUGCGCAAUCGUGUGCCAUUGGAUAGGGAGAACGUCUCGCAAUACCUGAUAAAGAUCGUCGCAAGGGACCAUGGCGUUCCGUCCUUGUCAAGCACCACAUUAGUAAGGAUUGCGGUUGCUGACGUGAAUGACAACUCGCCUCAGUUCCGACAGCUACCUUCAGUCAUAUCUGUGAGUGAAGACGUCAGUGUACCCAUUCUAUUACUGACGGCCACAGCCAGUGAUACAGACCAGGGUACGAAUGGUGAGGUUGUCUUUUCAGUGCUGCAAUCCACUGCCGACGCCAGGUUCUUCUCAAUCGACCGCUACACUGGGCAGCUAACACUUGUGGAGUCCCUCGACCGAGAUGUACAGGAAUUGUAUGCAGUGACCGUGAUGGCAAGUGACGCGGGAAGCCCACAGCAGAGCACUUCGCAGACAAUAACUGUCAUGGUUGUUGAUGCCAAUGAUAACGCACCUGAGUUUGUCGGAGCACCAUACUCUGUCAGUGUUGCAGAGAACACCGAUGAAGACACCACCAUACUGACGUUCAAUGCAGAAGAUGCUGAUAUUGGUGUAAAUGGUGAAGUGCGCUACGCAAUGGUCUCGCCAAUACUGCAGCACCUGCCGCUAACCAUCGAUCCCGUAGGUGGUCAUCUGAUCGUGACUGGUGCGCUGGACUUUGAGAAUCAGACAUCCUAUGUGCUUGAUGUUCGAGCUUGUGAUGAGGGUAUUCCACAGCAGUGCACAACAACCACUGCCUCAAUUGCCAUCACUAAUGUCAACGAGUUCCGGCCCACGUUCACUAAUCUGCCGUUCUUCGCCGAAUUGAGAGAAAACGCUCAGCCAGGCACUGUUGUCAUCACAUUGUCUGCCGAGGACCAGGACCGUGAUGAUAGUCUCACUUUCAACAUCAUAUCAGGAAAUGAAGAUGGCGACUUUGCAAUUGAUGUACAAACGGGAGUGGUCAAUGUAUCGGGAACGAUUGACUUUGAAAUCAGAAGGACGUAUGAGCUGAUUGCUAUGGUGCAGGAUACUGGAAAUCUCAGUAGCAUUGCAGUUGUGACCGUGUCUGUACUGGAUGAAAACGACAACGCACCGGUGUUCAGCAUUGAUCAAGCGAAUGUAGUUACGAUUGACGACAUUGCCGUAAAGAAGCUGGCAGUACUGCGGGCGAGCGACGUGGACAGCGGAGUGAAUGGACUGGUUAACUACACAUUGGUCAGUGCUGUGGUGCUGAAUGAUACAACACGACUUGUCACCGUCCGUGCCCAAGACAAUGGCAUUCCAACGGCGCAGUCUACAGAUUUCAACAUCACUGUGUUUACGACAUUUCCAUGCGACGUCAUCACAUUCUUGGUGGAUAAAGAAUCUGGUCUUGUCACGUUCAGGACCCUGUGCGAAGUCCUGUUCGAGGCGCAUGAGCCUCAGAACCUCACCGAGGGUGACCUUCUUCGUGGAGACAACGUGUCCUUUGUAUGUGUAUCAAAAUCCAACUGUCAUGAUGAUGUUCAGUACACACUAAUAAAGGAUGGCUCAUUCAAUGAGGACUCGGCCAUCGGUGGAGUGACAUACUGGGUGUUGUCUGACGUCGGCAUGUCGGAUGAAGGAUGGUAUAGUUGUCAUGCAUCUCUGCCCGAUGCUGGUACUCUGUUCUCCCAUCAGCUAGCGCUGAACAUAAAAGAAUCGCCAACCAUUACUGCUCACCCAGAAACGGUUGAGGUUCAAACCGGCCUUUCUGCCUCAUUUACUUGCGGUGUCCGUGGUGAUCCCACGCCAGUCAUUCAAUGGCAGAGUGAUGGAAAGGACAUCCCUCUGAACUCCCGGAUAUUCUCUGGUUCCAACACCACAACACUAACUGUCGCUAAUGUUACUGCUAUCGACUAUGGCAAACUGCGGUGCAUCGCUGCCAACCGUUUAGGAACGGCCAUGUCGAGAACAGCGGAGCUCUUUGGCUAUGUUCGAUCUGACCAGAUUACCGUGCUGACAAGAGUGCGUGCUUCGCUCAAACAACCAUGUCCACCUUUUUCCCUGCAGCAAUUUAAGUUCGCCCUGAUGCAAAACUUCAACUUGGAUACAGUUGCCAUAGCAGCAAGUACGAGCAAUAAGUGCAGCGAGAACCCAUGCUGGCCACAGCCCUGCCAGAAUGGCGGCGUGUGCUCGGCGCAAUCCGGAAACAAGGACUUCAUCUGCUCGUGUCCAUCAGGUUGGAUUGGCUCAAGGUGUGAAGUGGAUCGUGAUGAAUGUGACAGAAAUCCUUGUGAGAACGAUGGUGUAUGUAUAAAUAUGGAAGGCACCUUCUCAUGCGACUGCCCGAACAACACAGCAGGACAGCGUUGUCAACUGAAUGCAGCAGCAUGCGAUAAUGUGAAUUGUGAAAAGAAGGCCGAGUGUGUUCUGACAGACAUACGUGCAAGUGGAUACGCGUGUGUUAAGAACAGUGAUAAGAUCAAGGUCACACUGAAGCUGAGGUCCGGUCGCCGUCCAGCAUCCACCGAUAUAGCCGAGCAGCUAACACCACUAGUACUCAACGCACUGCUCAAGAAGAGAGCGCAAAGUUACGACGCUUCACUUGUUACUGCUGGCUCAAGUACAAGUCAGAGACGCCGUCGACAAACUAGUGAUAGCGACUCAACUGGAGAUGAUGGCUUUGCUGGCUGUCAGAUAGUAGUCCUGGAUGCCUCUUCCAGCUCACAGUCAUCUGAUCAGACAUUUGAUACAACACUUGUUGUGGUGUGUCCGGAAAAUGAGCCUAGUCCGCAAGAUGAUGAGUUUCAAUCCGUGUGCCAGGAGAUCACUAAUGGCGGCGAGGCGACCCAGUGUACUGUGGGAAAUGCCACGUUUGUCGAGCAAGAAGAAAGCCAGGAAACCAAUGUUCAGCUUCAGAUCUUGAUCUUGUCUAAUGGCACCACCAUACCAGUGAGUGCAGAAGAGGGAGUGCGGCUGCUGACAGACCCCACUAUCCAAGCAGCACUCGUCCCACUGGGAUUCUCCAUUGUUCAUGUGCAAGCCGGUAUCCCAACUACUGUGCCGACCUUGUCCGCCACAACAGUAACAUCACCGUCAGAUGCACAAAAUACUCCUGACCCCAGUCCAGUUGUGGCAGACGGAAACGACUGGCUUAUUGUCGGAGUGGCAAUCGCCGGUGUGCUCUUUGUUGUGAUCAUGUUUGGAGUAUGGCUGACGUGUUGCUGGAAAAGAAGUGGAGCUGGUGGUCGUAGCAGUGACUUUGGAGAUAACUCGUAUUACGGUGUGACAUUCAAGCGUGGAAGUGACAUCAGUGGACCUGUACCAAACAAGCUGUCAGCUGUCGACACACUGAAGAGUCGAUCAAUCUCCACCCUGAAUGUCUCCUCAUCGACAAUAUUCUCAAACGAAGCAGCUCUGAACGCUGACUAUGACCUGAACGCUAGUACAAGCAGUCGACAAUCGCGCAAAACACAACCAUCCACUGUCACCGUCGAAGCCCAAGAUAUUGACACAAUGGAUCUGGAGAGGUUGCAGUCAUCGGCAUCUGGCUUCAUGGUUACCAUGCCAAAUCUGUCACAUAUCUCAUCCGGCCCGUAUGCAUCAUCACCGCUCGACAAAUCACCAGCAAAGCAGAGCAAAGCAACAGCCAUCGCUGAGAGGCCUCCGGGAUACACCAGUGAUGACAACAGAUAUGUGCCAAAGCCGUUUGGCCUCGCAGCCAGCCAAGCCCAGAGUGGUGGCAAUAGAAAUGCUCCCUCGGACAGUUCAGGAGAUACUUAUGAGGAUAUGGCAAGUACUCCGGUAGGAUACCGCUCACAUCCAGAUCACUUGUCAUUAGGUGCCACCGCCACCGCUGCUGACGUUACAGAUGGCACGUUUAAAUCUAAACCAGCAGCGGCAGCUACAGCUGCAGCGGCAGCUACAGCUGCAGCUGCAGCAGCUUCUGGAGGCGACUUCUCCAAGGCCAAGCUAACGUCGUCAGCCAGUGCUGGUGCCAGGAGUAGUGCAAGCGCUGCUCCAAGUGUCCAGUCGGAGAGUGUGGAAGCAUUGCUGGCUGAACUCAAUGCUACACUCAAGCAAGCACACCAGGGAGCCAGGAGCGGUGGCGAUCGCCAUGCCCGUGACGCGAAUGAGUCGCCAUGCCAUCGUAGUGAAAUGCACGCACGCAUCUGCAGUGACUAUUUCUACGAUGCGCUGGGUAAUGAAGGUGACAGUACUGCUGAUGCGAGUAGCUACGAUGCUGAUUAUCAGUACGACACAUUGCAGACAGAACGGCGACAAUCUGGACACCCUCCACCACCAUUGCCGCCAAGAAACGAGGCAUCCAAUUGGGAAGCGAGAAGUAAAACACUGCCGCACGCUGCAAGACUCCAGAAUGUGGUGGCACGAGAUGCAAGGAAUCAUACAAUGGAUCGUGCUGGAUCUCGUGAGCAGCUGAUGGGCAGUGAUUCAGAUGAGAACCUACUAGCAUUGUCAACCGGAUCGGUCAACUACAUGACCCCUAUUUGAAAAGAUACCUACCGUUUCCUUUCUUGGUAUGGAUCUGGAGCAGGUUCUCUUUUUGCAAAGGCAAAAGUACAAUAAUUAUUGUGUCCACUACGGCUGGAGCCUGGGCAUUUACAUGUAAGCUGUUCUCUAUAAUGUGUACUCAGUAUGUGUAAAUAGAACUGCUCAGAUCUACAUGUAUAACCACAACAACUGCUCAUUUCUUGCCCACAAUCUUCUUGAUCGCGUCUCAGAUGGUGUCCUAUAUGUCACACUAGAAGCACACACCCUUUUGUACCAUAAUCUUGUUUCAUAUCACGCAAAAAAACAUUUGCGUACCAUACCAUUAUCGUACCUCAAAGUAUCAGAUUACUGCUUUAUUCAUGCAGCAAUUCCUGUCUCUGCAAACUCCAUUUCUUCAGAAAAGAAAUCAUGCAUCACAAUCAAUAUGAAUUUCUUCAUGCGAUAAUUAUUUCUCAGACUUACCCUGAACCAAGGCUGUAACAUUAAUGCCAGUCUUCUAAUGAUACUGAUGAUGAGAUCAUAAGACCACUGCAAUGCAUUGUUAUGGUCACAAAUAUGUUUGCCCACUACGUAAUCCCGCAUCACAGCCUUUAUCCUCAUGCAUGUAAUUUAAUAACGUUAUGGCCACAACUUCCACAAUGACUGAAACAGUUCACUACAACAUUGACACG
Molecule: messenger RNA, 9417 nt
Organism: Sycon ciliatum
Lineage: Eukaryota; Metazoa; Porifera; Calcarea; Leucosolenida; Sycettidae
Product: protocadherin Fat 4-like
Exons: 21
Coding region: 470-8746 (2758 amino acids)
Biological process (GO): cell-cell signaling; homophilic cell-cell adhesion
Cellular component (GO): catenin complex; plasma membrane
Molecular function (GO): calcium ion binding; cadherin binding
Source: RefSeq, a predicted model, not a curated record